This is a messenger RNA of Diaporthe amygdali, 906 nucleotides long. RefSeq lists its product as uncharacterized. Bases 1 to 906 code for a protein of 301 amino acids. The record is from RefSeq and is a predicted model, not a curated record. The transcript has a single exon. NCBI's taxonomy places the organism in Eukaryota, Fungi, Ascomycota, Sordariomycetes, Diaporthales, Diaporthaceae.
AUGAGUUGGAUGGAUAGCUGGUCAAGGCCUUCAAAGCAUCAGUCGGUUCCAGCACCCUUCUAUUUGCUCCCGGGUGGAGAAGCAACUCCUUACUGUCACUCAUGCGGCCGAGUAAUCAAUUCGCGGCGAACCGCGCAGACAUCAGCAAAGGACGACGCAAACACCAAGACCCCUGUCAAGUACUGCUCAGCCAGCUGCCGAGGCCGAAAGCCGGGGAAGAUUGACCGCGAGAUCGAGGCCGUGUUCUUGCGUUUCCUACAAGGCGAGGAAAAGCCAGCGUUGCUCGACGAGGGCAGCAGGCGGGCGCACAAGUCAAAGAAGGGGUCCGGUGGGAAGCGAGCCAAGGGCGACUCAAGACUGCUAAUAUCAUGCGACGACGUUGAGAAUUUCGUCUUUGGCGCAGCUGAUGGCGGGGACAGCACUGCUGGCUCUGGUUCUGAGGAUAAUCACGAGGGUGCAGGUGAUGCCGAUACUACCACGGGCGCCUUUGUCGGAGCAUCAUCUCCAGGAAAUCGAGAAAUUGCUAUAGAUUCUGGGACUCUUGUAGACCAAGGAGAGGAGGGAGAGCAUUAUAUAGACGGGGAUGUCCUAGCCCGCAUGUCUAUUCGCAGUGGAACACGCAUACGACCACCUCAGUCUACAUCGGAAGUCAACGGCAGUGUAGGUGGGGAGAAGGGCCGGGCAGAGAGGAUAGAUGAGACGGAUGAGAUGCUUGAGAAGCGCAGGCACGGCCAGAAGAAGGCACGGCAAAGGGAGAUGGUCAGGUGUGCCGCGAGACGCGCCGUGGUGUUUGGUCUCAUUGUUGGGGAACGUGAAGAGAGGAGGAAAUGUGAGGCUGUCAUGAACGGCAAGGUUUGUGAACCUUCAUUUGCGAAGGGUAGGUGGAGCAUUCGCUGGAGGGAGUGA